Molecule: messenger RNA, 3810 nt
Organism: Girardinichthys multiradiatus
Lineage: Eukaryota; Metazoa; Chordata; Actinopteri; Cyprinodontiformes; Goodeidae
Gene: galnt16
Product: UDP-N-acetyl-alpha-D-galactosamine:polypeptide N-acetylgalactosaminyltransferase 16
Exons: 15
Coding region: 1059-2765 (568 amino acids)
Cellular component (GO): Golgi apparatus
Source: RefSeq, a predicted model, not a curated record
CAUUUUAUGUAGAAUGUGGAAAAUAAUUUAAUCGUAUGUCACCGGCAAGAUGGUGGCAACACCAUGUUCCACGGUGUGUGUAUGUGUUCAAGAUAUGCUGUGUUAGUCGUAUUCAUAUUUUUUGUAUGCAAACAUUUACUCUGGUGGUUUUAGCUACAUUAGCUAUGUGAUCCAAACACAUGGAAAAUCUAAACAUGGAAAUAUAUAAGGGAAUGCUUAUGCGACAAAAAACAGUCUGUUGUGUUCCCAGUGAUUUUAUGAUCUAAUUCCCAUGAUUCAUAUCUUCUUCAAUAAAGCAUGAUCAUUUUGUAAAAUCAUCUUUCCAUUUAGAGGUAAAACACCUAUUUUGGCCAGACUUCCAAGUUUGGAAUUGUACAUGCUGCAUUUCUUAAAUGCUCUGAACCUUUAUAGGGCAUAUUAAACAAAACUGGCUUUAUAAUGCCAGUGUGCUGUUGAGCAUGGCUCUGCAUUUGUUACAGUCGUUUGGAUAUUUUUGGUUCAAUAACUAUAACAUUUUGUUGAAAUUUGAUGGAGAAUUUAACUGGGGCACAGAACAGGGACCCAGUAAUGUAUCACCUGUAAAUGCUUUGCAUGAUACGCCAGGAGCCUUUUCAAGGGGAAGAGGGGAUGUUCAUGUUAUUAUAACCGCCUUGGUUUCAUUGUGGAGCGAAAACAAAAGCAGAGUGUCAAUGCACGGAUGAGAAAGAACCAAUUAGAGAGUUUGUCUUCAUGAUUUCUUCUUUCCCCCUGUUGAAAAACGUCCUCUCCUUUAUUGUAACCAGUGGCUGCAUAAUAACCGAGUGUGCGAGAUAGGGUUGCGUGUUUACAGGGGGGGAGGAGGGGAAGGGGGGUGAUAUAGCUCGGCGCUAGGACCGUGCACUCAGUCAGUGCGCAAAUCCCAGCAGAGAGACAGCUCUCCGACAGGAACGAUAGAGGCAGAGGCUGUCUGUCUGCUCUGCAGGUUCAACCCAUCAACGGCAGGGGCGGCUGCACCUUCUGCCCGCGGACGGACCUGAACCAGCCGGGCUCGCCUCCGGUGCCCUCCUUAUGGGCUCACCAUGCGCAGGAUACGGGCCAACGCCAUCGCCAUUCUGACCGUCGCCUGGAUCCUCGGCACGUUUUAUUACCUGUGGCAGGACAACAAACCCGCAUCAACGCCGUCGUCGUCCGCGUCGCAGACUCGCGGCAGGGGCCACGGGCAGAAGCUGGUCCCCGGUCGGUUGGAGAUCCACCGGGACGACAGGACCAUCCCGCUGAUUGUGACUCAGCCCCCUCGAGCUGAGCAGCAGAGCCAGCUGCUGGGCAGCUUUGAUGAGAAGGCCUACCUGGCAGCAAGACAACUCAAACCGGGGGACGACCCAUACAGGGAGCAUGCCUUUAACCUCCAGGAGAGUGACCGUCUGGGCAGUGAGCGAGCCAUCCGAGACACUAGACACUACCGAUGCGCAUCUUUGACCUAUGACACAGACCUUCCCUCCACAAGCAUCGUCAUCACUUUCCACAAUGAGGCUCGCUCUACUCUACUUCGCACCAUCAAAAGUGUCUUGAUGCGAAGUCCCCCAUCUCUCAUUCAGGAAAUAAUCCUUAUAGAUGACUUCAGCACUGAUCCUGAGGACUGCCAGCUGCUCUCCCAGAUCCCCAAAGUGCACUGCCUGAGGAAUAGCAGGAGAGAGGGGUUGAUCCGAUCGCGAGUGAGAGGAGCCAACACGGCCUCUGCCACCAUUUUGACCUUCUUGGACAGCCACUGUGAAGUCAACACUGACUGGCUGCAGCCGAUGAUCCAGAGGGUCAAGGAGGAUCAUACUCGAGUGGUCAGCCCCAUUAUCGAUGUGAUCAGCCUGGAUAAUUUUGCUUACUUGGCUGCAUCUGCUGACCUAAGAGGAGGGUUCGAUUGGAGUCUCCACUUUAAAUGGGAGCAGAUUCCAAUCGAGCAGAAAAUGGCCAGAAGUGACCCCACACAGCCCAUAAGGACUCCUGUCAUUGCGGGUGGGAUCUUUGUCAUGGACAAGAGUUGGUUCAACCACCUGGGCCAGUAUGACACUCACAUGGACAUCUGGGGUGGGGAGAACUUUGAGCUUUCUUUCCGAGUCUGGAUGUGUGGGGGAAGUCUGGAGAUCCUUCCCUGCAGCCGCGUGGGUCAUGUGUUCAGGAAACGGCACCCGUACGACUUCCCAGAGGGCAACGCUCUUACCUACAUCAAGAACACCCGACGGGCUGCUGAGGUGUGGAUGGAUGAGUAUAAACAAUACUACUACUCUGCACGGCCGUCUGCUCAGGGCAAGGCUUUUGGCAGCAUUGCAGAUCGUCUGACACUGCGUCGGAAACUGAAUUGCAAACCUUUCCGAUGGUACAUGGAGAACGUCUACCCUGAGCUGAGGGUCCCUGAGCAGGAAGCGGUGUCCAGUGUCCUGAAACAAGGCGGUUUGUGUCUGGAGGCCCUUGGGAGGGACAGCAUCGGCCUGGCAGAGUGCAGGGGCGCCGGAACCAAUAGGCUGCAGUCACAGAAAUGGGAGCUAGUGGAGCCACUGAUUCGGCAACAGGACCUGUGCCUGGCCAUUUCUGCCUUCACAGCAGGGUCAAAAGUCAAGAUGGAGCCCUGCAACUCAAAAGAGCCCAGACAGAAGUGGAAGCCCAGAGGCCCAGCUCUUCAGCACAUGGUGAGCGGCCUCUGCCUUGACAGCCAGGGCACAAACGGACCUCUGGUUAUCUCGCAGUGUCGCCCCCAGAUGGCUGGCCAGUCAUGGGAGCCGCAAGUUAUCGCCUGAAGCAAGGGAAGGGUAGGGGCAAGGGGGAAGAUUCUGGAGGUGGACCGCAGAAGGACACGGGUGGAAUCUGUGGAGUUGCUGAGGCACAGAAGAAGUGAAAACUGCUUUUCUGAUGUCAACCUCUGUCUGCUCAUUUUAAGGCCUUGUUAAGAAAAACCACCUGAAGUCUUUUGUGUAUAGUGUUUCAUCCUUCAAGGAUGCUGCAAAUCAUCUGCAACACCAAUAAGGUUGGGACGUUGUGCAAAACAUAAAUAAAAACAGAAUACAGUUAUUUGCAAAUCCUCUUCCUACAUGCAAUUGAAAAAGAAAGACAAGAUAUUUGAUGCUCAAUUUGAUAAAUGUAAUUGUUCCAGCUUUUUUUGGAACAUGUAGCAAGCAUCAAAUUCAAAAUGAGUGAAUAUUUGCAACGUAAACAAGUUUAUCAGAUUGACUGGUUAAUGUCUUGUCUUUGUAGUGUAUUCAGUUGAAUAUAGGUUUAACUGGAUUUGCAAAGCAUUGUAUUCAUUUUUUAUUUACGUUUUCCACAACGUCCCAGCUUCAUUGGUAUUGGGGUUGUAUAUAUUCUAAGCUUUCCACUGAAUAUGUUGCACAUUUAACUUCUUCAUUUCUGUUUCUACUGCGGUCCACAAUUUGCUUUCAUUUAAAACGAUUUGACAAGUGCAAACUGUUACUGUAGCAAAUUAGCUGAGCUGCACCUGAUCAACUCUUCAGUCAAAGUCACUGCUUUUGUAAAGUGACCUCGUUUAGGUGCAGGAAAGACUGAGGACAGGGCAGCUUUGUAUAUAGCUCAAUAAAAAUGGGAGCUUUUUAUUGCUGAUUAACAAAGCACUGUCAGGACAUUAUUUAUUCGUUUGCACGGUCAGACCCAAAGAAUGUUUUAUUUUUCCUUUUGGUUCUGUCUCUAUAAAAUUUCAUGUAAAUAUCGGAAACAGGUUAUUGUUUUUGUGUAAAGUAAUCUACAUGUUGUUUUAAAAAUAAAAUGUGGUUGCAAAGACAAUUGCAUUGCUGCAUAUAUUAUUAAUAUUAAUAAACAAAAUCAAAAUUG